Messenger RNA from Ambispora gerdemannii, 409 nucleotides. Lineage: Eukaryota; Fungi; Glomeromycota; Glomeromycetes; Archaeosporales; Ambisporaceae. The record is from the annotation of a GenBank genome assembly.
UUUUGGAGUGCUUCUUUGGGAAAUAGCUGAACAAAAGACCCCAUUUCAAAGUAUUGAAAAUGACAUUGUAGGAAUUCGUCAGAAUGUUCUUGAAAAUAAACGAGAACAAUUUUCUUUACCAUUGCAAGUUCCAGUUGAGUGGGCAGAUAUUGUUAAUAAAGCUACAAGCUUUGACUCUACGAAUCGCCCAGCUCUUGCGACUAUAUUUACGGAACUAUUUGACCUUUCUAAAAAACAUCUUCCGCAUCCUCCAGCUACUCGUCUUCCGUCAAAUCCAAGAUCCCUCUUUUCUGUUCAAACUGUUCAAGAUGCCAUCAAUAUUCAUAAAUCUAAGGGUGGUGAUCGUAAAACAGCAUUUAAAAUAUUUAGCGAAUAUGCGGAGUUAGGAGAUUCCACUGCAAAAUAUUGG